AUGAGCUUCACCAAGCUCGUCUCGGCCCUCGCCCUCGGCCUCCCCGCCGUCCAAGCCGCCGUCCCCUCCAUCCCCGGCUUCAGCCUCACCUGGAGCGACGACUUCGUCGGCUCCGCCAACAGCCUGCCCAACCCCAACAACUGGAUCGUCGACACGGGCACCUCGUACCCCGGCGGCCCCGCCAACUGGGGCACCGGCGAGAUCCAGACCUACACCAGCAGCGUCAACAACCUCCGCCUCAACGGCAACGGCGCCCUGCAGAUCACCGCCCUCAAGAGCGCCUCGGGCGCCUGGACCUCCGCCCGCAUCGAGUCCCAGCGCGGCGACUUCGUGGCCCGCCCCGGCGGCCGCAUGCGCAUCCAGGCCAGCCUCAACCUACCCGUCGUCGGCAGCAACGGCAUCGGCUACUGGCCCGCCUUCUGGACCCUCGGCACCGCCUACCGCGGCAACUACUGGAACUGGCCCUCCAUCGGCGAGUUCGACAUCAUGGAGAACGUCAACGGCAUCGACCGCGUCUGGGGCGUCAUGCACUGCGGCGUCAACCCCGGCGGCCCCUGCAAGGAGACGGACGGCCUCGUGGGCAGCCGGCAGUGCCCCAACAGCCCGUGCCAGGGCAACUUCCACACCUACACCCUCGAGGUCGACCGCACCCAGGAGCUCGAGGCCGUGAGGUGGUUCGUCGACGGCAUCCUCUUCUGGCAGGUCGUCGAGACGGACCUCCCCGCCGACGUCUGGAACCAGGCCGUCCACUCGCCGCACUUCAUCCUGCUCAACCUCGCCAUCGGCGGCGCGUUCCCCAACAACAACCUGGGAAGCAGCACGCCGCUCGCGAGCACCGUCUCCGGGGGUACCCUGCAGGCUGAGUACAUUGCUGUGUACAACGCCUGA
Messenger RNA from Colletotrichum higginsianum IMI 349063, 888 nucleotides. Its product is annotated as Glycosyl hydrolase family 16. The transcript is spliced from 2 exons. Bases 1 to 888 code for a protein of 295 amino acids. Lineage: Eukaryota; Fungi; Ascomycota; Sordariomycetes; Glomerellales; Glomerellaceae. The record is from RefSeq and is a predicted model, not a curated record. Gene Ontology annotation, biological process: carbohydrate metabolic process. Gene Ontology annotation, molecular function: hydrolase activity, hydrolyzing O-glycosyl compounds.